Molecule: messenger RNA, 1211 nt
Organism: Octopus bimaculoides (California two-spot octopus)
Lineage: Eukaryota; Metazoa; Mollusca; Cephalopoda; Octopoda; Octopodidae
Cellular component (GO): endoplasmic reticulum membrane
Source: RefSeq, a predicted model, not a curated record
UGUUUACAUUGUGCGAUAAAUGCUGUGGGGUUCGGCUCCUCGUCAAUUGAUUCCCGAGGCCCGGUUGUUUAUCUGUAAGUCAGCCCUGCUUGAGGAGCCCUUUGAUCAAAAGCGUUGCAAAUGUGACCAUCUUAUCUUUUCUUCAUCUAUAUUUGAUGUAUCUUUUAUAUUUUAAUACGGAAGGGUGUAAUCUAAGGAAGAUUUUACUAUUGUUUCUAGCAGAUCAAAUGAACCUUCGUAGCUUCCCUCAUUUAGUUAUUGUUGUUUAGCUUCGGUUCAUACUCUAUCGAGAAAACCUUUGAUCGAAGACGUUCCAGCCAGUGUAGAAUAUUAGCUGAAACCAAACUACUGUUUUUAACAGGUGUAGCUAUUAUGGAGAGUCUCGUUCAGUUUUAAUCCAUUUUUCACUUCAUUUUUAUCCCCAAUGCCCUUAACAAUCCCAGAAAGAUCUUAAUUACUUCCAUCUCAAUUUAAAUCGAUACUACAUCAAUUUUUCUAUAUCACAAUACUAAAUGGAAAAAAAAUCGCUAAUAUUUCAAAAUUUCAUUGAAGUGUGUUAUGUUUGGGUAACUGACACACACAUACACACACAUACGUUCUUGUACAAAAGUUAAGAUACACGUGGCUCUUGGUUCCAAAAGAUGAGUGGUGGGUCGCGAAAAGCCACGUACCAAGAGCUGUAAUAACUAUCCACAUUCAGAGAGAUUCGCUACUCCAGCUGAGAUUUAAAAAGUUAACAGCGACAACAUAAAAGAGUUAACGAUCCAAUAUUAGAAUUUUGUAUUUUGUAGAUUGGAAAUUGUUCUUGUAGCUAAAAUCAUGGCGAAAAAAGAUUCACAAGCAAGUCACCUUUCUGCUGGAGAACAACACCGAAAACAAGUUGGUAAAGAAAAUUUAAAAAAAGCCAAAAAGGAUAACAAAGAAGUAAAAAAGAAAAGUGACCUAAAGAAAUCUUCAAUGCCAAUUACGGAUGUGAUAUUGGUUGUGUUCUCAAUCCUAGUAAUAAUUGCUGCUGUGUACCUAUUUCUGUUUUGGUAUCUCUCACAAGAACCUGAAUCUGUAACUGCUGAAAGUAAAGACCUAUAAAGAUUGCUUGAUAUUUCUAUAUCACAAUAAUAGAUGUUAUCAUCUCAAGUGAAAAAAAAAAAAAAAAUCUGAAAAUAUAAAUAUAAAAAUGUUAAAAUUAAUGAAGUAACAUACUAGUUAAAAAG